GUGGUCCUCUCCCUGCUGAGGUUUUGGCCAAAGGUGCACAGUCCCAAGGAGGUCAUGUUCCUCAACGAGCUCGAGGAGAUCCUGGACGUGAUGGAUGCCGCGGAGUUCCGCAAGAUAAUUAAACCCCUCUUUGCCCAACUCGCCAAGUGUGUCUCCUCACCCCACUUUCAGGUAAUCCCUCCUCCUCCGCGCGCGUUCUCCGUUCUGUUUGCAUCUCCCUUUAAAAUCGCCCCUCGGCACCUAGUCUAG
Dibothriocephalus latus is the source of this 249-nucleotide messenger RNA. The record is from the annotation of a GenBank genome assembly. NCBI's taxonomy places the organism in Eukaryota, Metazoa, Platyhelminthes, Cestoda, Diphyllobothriidea, Diphyllobothriidae.